AAUCCAUUGGAUGCAGCGUGUCGCGAGCACGACAUAGCUUAUUCGCAAAGCAAAGAUCUCGCCGAUAGACACGCGGCUGACAAUAUACUCGCAGUGUCUGCGCGGAAACGCAUUACCGCGAGAGACUCGACUCUUGGAGAGAGAGCUGCUGCUGCUGCCGUUUGGGCAGCUAUGAGGACCAAAACAAAAAUGGGUAUGGGUUUGAAAACAAAGACGAGAAAGAAGAAGAAGACGACGAUAAAGAAACGAAUACUUCAAGUGGCAAAACGCGGUGGUAUAUUACCAAUUUUACCGAUGCUGGGCACGCUCGGAUCCUUCAUCGGUGGAGCGGCCACCGUAGCGAAAGCGGUGACACAAGAAACCGGGAUCACCGCAAGCGCACCGAGCAACGACGGGGAGACGACAGCACCAAUACAGCCAGCACACAGAACCGUCGGCCGCCCUGAUCGACCGCCUAUACCCGUGCGCGUGAGGGACGACUUGACGGUAUAUGUACCGUAUUACGCGGCCACGAUAUCCCGGGUGUAUAAGGUCCGUCUCGCCAACCGCCGCUUCACGCUUCGUUUUAGUCGGGAUGGCCAGUGCCACUACAUGCGGGAAUUCCCGGCGUAGUGGCCAAAGUUCGCCACUCACAGAGGGGGGGGGGGUGAUGUAACAAAACGCCCCUCCACCUCGCGCGCACUGCCACUCCGCU
Molecule: messenger RNA, 694 nt
Organism: Solenopsis invicta (red fire ant)
Lineage: Eukaryota; Metazoa; Arthropoda; Insecta; Hymenoptera; Formicidae
Exons: 1
Source: RefSeq, a predicted model, not a curated record